AAGAAAAUGACUUUUAAGUCCUCAGGAUGCAGCUACAUAUAGUUCAAAGGUUCAUUAAUGAACACAUGAGCUCUAGUCUCUAGCCAUCUUCAAAUGUUGUUAACCAUCAUUUCCCUCCUCCUCUUUCUUCCUCCAUUAACAAGUUCUUCAGAGGCCCAGACCUGGAUCAAAGCAGGUUACUGGUAUUCCGGUGUCACAUUCCCGGUUCCUGAUAUAGACUCAACUCUGUUCACUCACUUGACAUUUGCUUUUGCGUAUAUCAACAAUUCAACUUAUGAGCUCUGGAUCAAACCCUCUGAUGAACCAUACAUGUUCAACUUCACCGACAUCGUUCGGCAAAAAAACCCGUCAAUUGUGACACUUUUGUCCAUCUGGACAGGAGAUUUAAACUUCUCAACCUUCUUUUCAAUGGCUACCCAACCAUCUCACAGAAGUAGUUUCAUUGAAUCAUCGAUACAGAGAGCCAGGCUUUAUGGGUUUCACGGCCUGGAACUUUGUUGCGUCAAGCCGGACACAAGCACCACCAAGAUGGAAGCUAUGGGAAUCCUCUUUGACGAUUGGAGAACCGCGAUAGAUAGGGAAUCGAAGAAUUCCACCCGAUCACCGCUCCUUUUAACACUGGCCAGUCAUUAUUUGCCUUCCAAAAACAGCACAAGCUAUCCGAUGGAGUCGAUUCGCAGGAACUUCGAUUGGGUACACAUCGUAGCCUAUAACUAUCACGUACCCACCAUGGAAAACUUCACAGGCGCUAAUUCUGCUUUGUAUGACCCCUCAAGCAAUGUAAGUACGGAUUAUGGAAUUAAGGAAUGGAUUAGCAGAGGAUUACCUCCUGAAAAGAUGGUUUUGGGGUUAUCAUACCAUGGGUACACGUGGAUGCUGGCGGACUCGACGGCUAAUGAGAUUGGAUCGCCUGCAAUGGGUCCGGCCGUUACGCUUGAUGGUUCGGUGUCCUACAAGUUCAUCAAGUCAUACAUGCGAUGUGAUGGAGAAAAAGUAGUGUAUAACUCCACUUAUGUCACGAAUUACUGCGUUACUAGUAGUUUGAUCUGGAUCAGUUAUGACGAUGUGGAGGCUAUUAGAACUAAGGUUUCCUAUGCGAGGGAGAAAGGACUUCUGGGUUACACAGUAAAUCAAGUCCACAAUGAUGACAAUUGGGUGCUUUCCAAGGCAGGUAAAACUUUAAAGCAACAUCAUGGUGUCGACCUCAAUUGAUUGGGGCUUAAGGUUCGAUUUUGUUUAUCAUACUGCAAUAAAGGAAGAAUUCACUUACAGAUAUGAAAAGUUGGGCAAUAUAUGAUCAUUCUUUUUUUCUUU
Messenger RNA from Rhododendron vialii, 1314 nucleotides. Its product is annotated as class V chitinase-like. Bases 94 to 1212 code for a protein of 372 amino acids. Gene Ontology annotation, biological process: carbohydrate metabolic process; chitin catabolic process. Lineage: Eukaryota; Viridiplantae; Streptophyta; Magnoliopsida; Ericales; Ericaceae. Gene Ontology annotation, cellular component: extracellular region. The record is from RefSeq and is a predicted model, not a curated record. Gene Ontology annotation, molecular function: chitinase activity; chitin binding. The transcript has a single exon.